AUGAUGAUUCGAAUCACAGCUGCUGGACCUCUCGUGUACCUUUGUGGUCCUGGCUGGGCAUGGAAUUGGCUGGACGUCUUCGUCGUCCUUCCUGCUUGGGUGGAGCUAGCUCUGGACCUAAGUGCCCCAAGUGAGGGGGGAGACGGAGGAGCUUCAAGCAAUCUCCGGAUCGUGCGAGUCUUCAAGGUGACGAGGCUACUGCAGGUGGUCCGAUCCGUCCGUCUGAUCAAGUUCCUCGGGGCCUUGCGUGCCCUUGUCAUGUCGGUUGUUGAUACGACCCGGCAGCUCGCAUGGGCUUUGCUGCUUCUCGGGUUGGUGAUCUACAGUUUCGGCAUUCUUUUCGCAGAUGCGGCGCUGGACUAUGGGAUCCGACACGACCUUAGUGAUGAUUCGACGCUUUUGGAGUACUUCGGCGGGGUGUACCUGUCUUGCCAGACGCUCUUCCGCGCGAUUUUGGGUGGUUUGGACUGGGAGGUCGCCGUGAACUCACUGGUUCAAGUUGGCUGGUUCUGGGUCCAACUGUUUCACAGCUACAUCGCUUUCUGUGGAUUUGCUGUGCUGAAUGUGAUGACGGGCGUCUUCGUAAACAGUGCCAUCAAGACGCGCGAGCGCGAUCACGAGACCUUGCUUCAGAACAAGCAGCGCUUCAAGGAGCUGGUGUCCAAGAUAUGGUCGAGGAUGGAUACUUCCGGGCAAGGACAGAUUACCAUCAUCGAGUUCGAGCAGAUGUUCGAGGAUGAAGAGAUGAAGGCGUUCUUCCAAACCAUCGAAAUCAAUGCCGUGGAUGCCUGGACCCUCUUCGAUAGCUUGGACGUGGACGGAGAUCAUACCAUCAGCUUGGAAGAAUUCUCGGAGCGGUGCAUGCAACUCCACGGCCCGGCCAGGUCGGUAGACUUGUAUGCUUUGGUGAAGCAAAUUCAUGCUUUGGGAGAGCAGCAGCAUCAAAUGAGCGAUUGCCUGGCGACUUUAAUUGAAAGGACCCAUGUCGUGGAGGACAGUUUCUCGUUGCUUGCGAAGAUUCGAGUUUUCGCGGCCAAACUCGUGGCCAGACUCGUCAGAGGACAGGCCAUGCCGGCAGGAAUGGCUCCUUGGCCUUGUGGCCUUCGCCUGGGAGACCGGAAGCUGUCCUUGAAGCCCUCGGAAGCCGAGCCGGACUCCGUGCGCUGGGCCUCCUUCGGAGGCGGGAGCCGGGACUUCGCGUACCGCUGCCUCCGCGCGAUCCUGGAGUUGACGGCCGUGAUCCUCCUGAUCAUGUACGUUCUGAAGUACCCCUACGCACGCUACGUCCUGUCUUUCUCCUACGCCGAGACCGGGAAGCCCAACAGCUUGAACGGAAGGUUUCUGAUGCUCAUCUCCAUCAUUGCCAACCAGAUCAUCUACCUCUUCAGCGACAAAGUCGCCGAGGAUCUGCAUCUCUGGUACACCGAGCACAAGCAGAAGGCAUACUUGGGCUUUUACCUCGUGGCCAUGAUCCUGGAGCUGAUGAUGGACCUCUUCUUCACUGCAAGGACGACUUUCAACCAGCUCGUGGCGGCCGGUCGGCGGAGCUACGGUGGCGAGAAGCUCUCGGACCUCACGAGCUGGCACGAGGUGGUGCAGACCUACGUGAUGCAAAACGCCCUGGGCAACCAGCUCUUGGAUUACGCCAUGCCCUCCACGUUCCUGGCGCCCUUCAUCUUCGAGCCCAUUCUCGGCUUCGUGGCCUACCACUUGGGAAAGCUGGUCGUUCGCUCCCAUGCGGAGGUGAGCAAGUACGACGCGCAGGAGACGGUGAGCUGGUUCUGGGUCAACGACUUGUCCCGUUACGGCGACGCCAUCCUCAACCUUACCAUCGCGGUGAUCUUCCUGGCCAUCCACGGGGGCUUCACCGCACGGGCUUUUGGCUACCUCCUGGGAUGUCACGUCUACAUCUACCUCUUCGAUCACUGGAUGCUGCUCCGCGCGAUGCCUCGAGUGAAGUACAACCUGAUGUCAGUUGACAUUCUGGCGCACAUGAUGAUGGCCAUCCCAACCGGUAUCGUCCUGGUCUGCGUCGUCUUCAAGGCCAAUUGCAAAGACAUGCAAGAGCAUCCGCUUGGCAAGCUCAUGCCCUUCGAAACGUAUUGUUUCGUGAGCAUGGACCUCAUGCGUGUGCUCAUCAUGGUCUUCGUUCUGCAUGCCAGUCUUCACGUGUUCAUCGUGCACUUGCUCCUGAAAUACAUCCGGGUGGACCACUCGCAGCAGGAGACCACAUACGCGGAGCUUGCGAAGACGACGCCUUGCACUUGGUUUACUGCCAACCCCGUCCAUUGCUUGCGCUCCGAGUAUUUGAAGAGGCACGAUCCUCCUUGCCGUUUCUAUGUGCCUGGCCGGGAGCAUCUCCUCAGGGCCAAUCCGGAGGCGAACUGCCACUUCGAGGAUGCCAACUACUACGGGGCCGGAGCGAAGAGCGGAGCGCUUCCAGAAGUGCAGAGGCUUCGGCCCCCUCGGCCGGGCUGCGCCAUGCUCCGGGCCGCGCAUCGUUUUCCAGCCAGGCUAGCCAGGUGUGAUCGAGUCCAGACCUGGCAGCAGCGCGGGCGCCGCAGCUACCAAGCAGCUAAACCCCGGCUCGACGCCAAAGGCGACGGCAUUUCCCACGAUGUUCAGUAUGAGGGCCUUUGGGGAGCCAUUACGACCUUUCCCAAGCGUCAACCCUUCGCCACGAACGUGAUUGUUGCGACGGUGAAAACGUCGUUAGCUGACCUCAUAGUGCAAAAGGCUGAGGGCAAGGAGAAAGUGGAUUGGCAGAGGAACGGUGCCUUCACUGCCUUCGGCUUCGCUUACCUCGGUUUCGUGCAGUGGUUCAUCUACGUGACCCUCUUCACGCGGCUCUGUCCUCACGCAAUCCGCUUUGCGAACCUCUCCUGGGCCGAGAAGCUGAAGGAUCGCGCCGGCCAGUUGGAUCUGGUGAAGCAGACGUGCUUGGACAACUUUGUCCAUUACACCUUCGUCUACUUCCCCGUCUUCUACGUUAUCAAGGAGGGGAUCAACACCGUCACGGCGAGCCCCGAGGCGCCGGCGCCGGCCGAGCCCCUGGUCUCCCGGGCGCUCAGCAAGUACUGGAGGAAUGCCGUGCAGGACAACCUCUACAUGUGGGGCCUCUGGGUCCCCUUCGACCUCAUCAUCUACGCGGUGCCCAUCUGGAUGCGGCUGCCGCUGAACCACGGCGUGAGCCUGGCCUGGACCAUGAUCCUCAGCGCGCUGCGUGGCAGCGAGAAGUGA
Messenger RNA from Symbiodinium sp. CCMP2592, 3240 nucleotides. The record is from the annotation of a GenBank genome assembly. Lineage: Eukaryota; Dinophyceae; Suessiales; Symbiodiniaceae.